AUGACGACGAAUGCCUCGGAGGCGGGUGCGUCCGCUGUCGAGAAAGGGGCUAGUGCUGAAAAGCUGGAUGAUAUGAAUAAGGAAGAAACUCUUAGUGAGGUGGGCGAAGAAGAGCUGUAUGAGUCUGAAACGCCGUCGGAGAGUGGUACAGAAGGUCUCACAUGGAUCUCAUGGUUUUGCUCAUUGGCUGGGCAUCAGUACUUUGCGGAGGUAGCCGAGGAUUUCAUUGACGAUGAUUUCAACCUGACGGGCCUCAACUUCCUGGUCCCCUUCUACAAGGAAGCGUUAGAAAUGAUUCUUGACAUUGAGCCACAGGACUCACUAAAAAUCCCUGAUAUAUCCAUUGUUGAAUCGUCUGCAGAGUUGCUGUAUGGCCUAAUUCACCAGCGAUACAUUAUCACACGGCAGGGCAUGCAACAGAUGGUGGAAAAGUUUGAGAGUGGACACUUUGGCAUGUGCCCUCGCGUGUAUUGCAACUCGCAGUUCACGCUUCCAUGUGGCCGGUCGGACUUGCCGGGCCUAGAUACUGUGAAACUGUUUUGCCCCAACUGUUUGGAUACCUAUACACCACCUAGUAGCCGCUUCCAUGGCAUUGACGGCGCCUUUUUCGGCACAACAUUCCCUCACCUUCUUCUGCAGUGCUACCGUGACCUUGCGCCGUCGAUUCUUGCGCCGCUACCUGUGCUAGAACAUGAAGAACAUGGGGUUGAAGCCCCUAAGGGCGAAAUAAAAAAGACGGUCUCGCCUAUGGAUGAAACUAGCACGGCGCCCUCGUCGCCCAAGCCACAGACGUUGACCUAUUCGCGACUGGGUCGGAAAGUGCCGCAUUCUGGCAUAUAUACACCACGCAUUUAUGGAUUCAAGGUCAGCCCCUUCGCAGUAAAUGGGCCACGUAUGCAAUGGCUGCGUAUGCGACCGACCACGCUGCAAGAAUUGGAGUAG
This is a messenger RNA of Malassezia pachydermatis, 942 nucleotides long. Its product is annotated as casein kinase subunit ii beta. The record is from RefSeq and is a predicted model, not a curated record. Gene Ontology annotation, molecular function: protein kinase regulator activity. The transcript is spliced from 3 exons. Lineage: Eukaryota; Fungi; Basidiomycota; Malasseziomycetes; Malasseziales; Malasseziaceae. Gene Ontology annotation, cellular component: protein kinase CK2 complex; cytoplasm. Bases 1 to 942 code for a protein of 313 amino acids.